Scleropages formosus (Asian bonytongue) is the source of this 4535-nucleotide messenger RNA. RefSeq names its product collagen, type XXI, alpha 1 (gene col21a1). Lineage: Eukaryota; Metazoa; Chordata; Actinopteri; Osteoglossiformes; Osteoglossidae. Bases 171 to 3059 code for a protein of 962 amino acids. The transcript is spliced from 30 exons. Gene Ontology annotation, cellular component: extracellular matrix. The record is from RefSeq and is a predicted model, not a curated record.
GUGGUGAGGCAGCCUACACUCAUGCAGCCUCCUCUUGCUUGGCUCUGCACAGGCUUGGUCAUAGGGCACCAAUGAGAAGGUAAAACAAGGGCUGGAAAACACGAAAUUCCCACUCUCAUUUACCCUACUGCUGGUUUUGUCCUGUUUCUUUAGGAUGAACUGGAGCCAUUAUGGAUCACAGUAAGAAGUCCGCGCAUCUUGUCUUUCUAGCACUACUCUACAUGGUCCUACCAAUGUUUUGUGCAGCACAGAACAUGAGGCUAAGCUGCCGAACGGCUCCUAGUGAUUUAGUUUUUAUUUUAGAUGGCUCUUGGAGUGUGGAAGAUACAAACUUUGAAAUAGUCAAAAGGUGGCUGGUGAACAUUACGUCCAGCUUCAACAUUGGGCAGAAGUUCACCCAGGUGGGGGUCAUCCAGUACAGCGACAACCCCCACCUACACAUUCCACUGGGAAGACACUACUCGAGCGAGGAGCUCAUCAAAGCAAUGGAGUCCAUUGAGUACAUGGGAGGGAACACCAGAACAGGAGAGGCCAUUCAGUUUGCCAGCGAAAGGCUCUUUGCCACCUCUGAGCGUGGCCCCAACGGCGUGGCAAAGAUUGCCAUCGUCCUCACGGAUGGCAAGUCUCAAGACGAGGUGUUGGCAGCGGCAGAGGCUGCCAGGAAAAAGGGAAUCAUCCUGUUUGCCAUUGGAGUUGGGUCCGAGACCGAGGAAGGGGAGCUGAAGAUGAUUGCCAACAAGCCUCCUUCCACAUAUGUGUUCUACGUUGAGGACUACAAAGCCAUCUCCAAAAUUCGUGAGGUCAUACGACAGAAGCUGUGUGAAGAAACGGUUUGUCCAACAACGAUCCCAGUGGACACUCGUGACGAGAAAGGAUUUGAUAUGCUCCUCCAUUUGGACUUUGCUAAAAAAGCCAAAAAGACACAGGGAUCUUUUUAUGGUAAAAAAGCCUAUCAAGUCACCCCACGGGUUGAUUUAAGUGAAAACACAAGGACCCUCUUUCCUGAUGGACUUCCCCCUUCCUAUGUGUUUGUGGCCACGCUGAAGUACAAGGGGUCAGUGACUAAGGAGAAGUGGGACUUGUGGAGGAUACAGGACCUGGAGGAUACUCCCCAGAUGGCCGUCACACUGAACGGAAUGGACCGUACAGUCAUGUUCACCACAACCAGCAUGGCACUCAAUGGCAUCCAGACAGUGGUCUUCACAAAGUCACCGGCAAAGAAACUGUUUGAUGAGAUGUGGCACCAGCUGCGCCUCCUUGUUACAGAAGAAGAUGUCACACUGUAUGUGGAUGACCUGGAGAUAGAAACGUUGCCUCUUGAACCUCCCAUCGGCAUCUUCAUUAAUGGAAAGACGCAAGUGGGGAAGUAUGUCAGCAAAGAGACCACUGUACCGUUUGAGAUCCAGAAACUCAGAAUCUACUGUGAUCCUGAGCAGAAUUUCCGCGAGACGGCCUGCGAAAUACCAGGAGUUGACGGAGAGUGCUUAAAUGGCCCUGGCGAUAUUGAAGUCACCCCGGAACCAUGCGCAUGUCCCCCUGGACCACCUGGCGCACCUGGUUUGAAGGGUGAACAAGGACACCCUGGAGAGCCGGGUCAGCCUGGUCCAGCUGGUGCUGAGGGUAAGCCUGGUGCCCCUGGAUUAAGAGGAAGUCCUGGAUUUCCAGGCUCCCCUGGUGUGCAGGGACCCCGUGGUGCAGAUGGCUACAAGGGAGAACAAGGGAGGCCCGGUGACCCGGGCGAAAGGGGCCUUCCAGGAUUACCUGGGUCACCAGGGCUCCAUGGUGAAAAGGGUUCUACUGGUCCUCAGGGACUCCCUGGCACACCUGGGCAGGAUGGGAAGAUGGGUGAAAAGGGGAGUGUGGGACCUACUGGACCACCUGGACUUCCAGGAUCUCCUGGGCGGCCUGGGUUCAAUGGGAAAGAUGGGGAGCGAGGAAGAGAUGGCCAAAAGGGAGAAGCUGGAAAACCUGGUAUUCCUGGAGCUGAUGGAAGACAGGGGCACCCUGGCAUUCCUGGGUUGUCAGGAAGUGUGGGCCCAAGGGGACCCAAGGGGGACGCAGGGCUGCCAGGAGAAAAAGGAGCCAAAGGGUCGCCGGGAACCCCUGGUGAGAUGGGUUUGCCUGGCAUGACUGGCUCUCCUGGAAAACCUGGAUUGAAGGGCAGUAAAGGUGAACAUGGACAACCAGGGCAGCCAGGAAACCCAGGGAUGCAGGGGAAACCAGGUGACCCCGGAAUGGCAGGCCAGCCAGGACACUCAGGGCUUCCAGGGAUGAAAGGACAAAAGGGUGAGAGGGGUGAUCAAGGUGAAAAAGGAAGGGAGGGCACAAAUGGUGAAAAGGGAGAUCCUGGAAGGCCAGGAAAUCAUGGAUCUCCUGGUCUGCCUGGGAAGAAAGGAGAGAAAGGUACAACAGGAGAUCCAGGAGUGAGGGGGCUGACGGGCCACCAAGGACAACCUGGGCAACCUGGUCCAAUGGGUCCGUCCGGCCCCCGUGGGCUAAGCGGAGAGGUGGGCCCAACUGGACCACCCGGACCUGAAGGGAGACCCGGAAGAGAAAUGUCGGAGCAGCACAUUCGGCAGAUCUGCAGGGAUGUCCUGCGAACUGAGAUUCCCUCACUUCUACACAAUGCCCAGCCCAGAAGUUGUGACUCCUGUCACAUGCGACCAGGAUCUCCGGGCCCUCCAGGCCCUGUCGGCCCCCAGGGGUCCAGGGGCUUUCCAGGGAUACCUGGCUCCAGUGGGCUGCAGGGGAAUCCUGGCCUACCUGGACAUCCUGGCAUCCCUGGCUUAAAAGGAGAUCCUGGUGAAAAGGGGGAGAAAGGGAACCCAGGAAGAACAGUGACAGGGGAGCAGGGGGAACCCGGACCACCAGGUCCUAUGGGCCCACCAGGAGCCAGCAAACCAGGAUACCCAGGCAAGCCAGGACCUCCGGGCCAGAACGGGGAUGAGGGCAAAAGAGGCAACCCCGGGGUUCCUGGGCAGCCCGGCGUGUGCCACCCAUCCCUGUGCUACGGCGCCAUGGUACGGAGGGACUCCUUCGGGAAAGGACCCAACUAUUAAACAUUGCCGCCACGCCAGUCGGGGCUUGGUGCGAACCACGUGAAAUCAAACAAACCGGAAAAUAAGGAAAUCUGUCUAAUCUCAGGAAGAUCACUUAGUAACAGUAUUGCGCUCCUUUACGGGGUCAGGAAGUACCUCUUGCUGUGUAUUUAAAAGUAAUUCAUCCACGGGCAUACGUUUUAUCUGGGGAUAUUGCUGAGCGGAAUAAUCAUGGAAGUUGUCGGUUGCUUUCUUUCGCCACUUUCCAUGGUGCGUUCCUUUGGUAGGGGCCUCAGGCUAAAAGCAGGAGGAGUUUUUGGAGGCGAGUCCCGACACGGAUAAUUGAUUAGUGUCUGAAAUCGGGUCUCGCCACCGGCCAAGUGCACCUUGGGACUACAGCAAAUUCCACACAGCUGUAUAGCCUUGUGUCCAGGCUUACAUAGGAGCUUCGCGGUGCCGUACUGGUACGAAAUUAUCAGUACAAGAGCUCCAGUCAUUUCUACGGGCUUUAGAACGUGGCGCGAAACCAUAAAGAGUGAUGGCACAGCAGGUCACAAUGCGUUAACCACAUCCGCUGCCUCUUCCAGUAUUUUACAUUGUUUUAUCCCUUUAACUCCCAUUAAACCCCCAUAAGUCCCACACAGCCAGUGAGGCUUAAGAAAAUGACACAUUGGUAGCGCAACAUUACUGUUGGAGCGUGCCAAAAACCCCAGCUCUUUUUUCACUUUGUUGCACUGCAGGUUGGAAUGAUAUUGCAUCAGGAAAAAGAAAAAAAAAAAAAAAAAAAAAAAAAACAGCACGGUGCCACUUAUGAUGGUACUAUCUGAGUGCAUUUAACACGUUUUAAUACAACAUACAUUCCCGGGGUGCAAAUGGCUAUAUAAUUGCGGUAUAAUUUUUCUGUAUUGUGACAUAAAUUAAAUGUUCUUACUUCUAGAUGUACAGGAGUGUGUAAUGAACACAAUAUGUAUCAAAUAUUAAUUUUAAAAUCGGUCUCUGCGUUUUACCACACAAAUAACCUGAGAACAGUUUAACAAGUGCGAGUAAAGGCAGGAUGACAAACCCAAGCCUCUUAUGUUGGCAAGGAUAAAUAUCAUAACAUUGUGGCUCCAAGCAGUUUUCCUCAGUGCUGGUGAUGAGUUUUUCAAAUUGAUAGAUUUUCAAGAUAUUCGAAUACAAGUAGGUGAGAAUUUUUUUCCCAAUUAUUGGAAGCAAGAGCAUUUUCCUGAGUCCUCCAUAUAGGUGUAUUUAUAUUUAAGAUAUUAAAUAUAAGCUGUUUGACACCUCCUGAAAUCUGAAAUCCUCUUGAUUACUCUAUCAUACGCUUCACACGAAUGUGCCUGUUAUGAACUAUACAUCCGUUCCUCCGCUGUAUAAAUUACAGCUGCAGUCUUUGCAUUACCAUUGUUAUUUAUAGAAGUGUCACUUAAUUUGUACUAAGAAGUUGUAUUUGUGGGUGCAGUCUCCUUUUUCAGUGAUUAAUUUUAUUACUUCUUU